Messenger RNA from Halteromyces radiatus, 1073 nucleotides. RefSeq lists its product as uncharacterized. The transcript has 6 exons. Lineage: Eukaryota; Fungi; Mucoromycota; Mucoromycetes; Mucorales; Cunninghamellaceae. Bases 67 to 837 code for a protein of 256 amino acids. Gene Ontology annotation, molecular function: calcium ion binding. The record is from RefSeq and is a predicted model, not a curated record.
UUUCUUUUUCACACACUUUCAUCUUACCUUCUUUUUUUUUUUCUAUUAUUAUUAUUAUUUUAAACAAUGGCUUAUAAUCCUAAUCAAUACGGUGGUUAUCAACAAUCUCCUCCUCCUCCACAACAACAACAAGCUUACGGCUCUCCUCAUAUGGCAGGCACUCCUCAAAACAGAUAUAGUCAACCUCCUCCCCCUCAACAACAACAACAACAAUAUGGCUAUGGUGCUCCUCCUCCUCCUCAACAACAAGGUUAUCCUCCUCAAAACUAUGCACGACCUCCUCCUAUGCAACAUGCCCCUCCACCUGGUGCUGACCCUCAACUUUGGAGCUGGUUUACUGCCGUUGAUACUGAUCAUUCGGGUCAAUUGACGGUAGAUGAACUUCAACGAGCUUUGGUGAAUGGUGAUUGGAGUCCUUUCAAUAUCGAAACUGUCCGUACUAUGGUGAAUAUGUUUGAUACUGAUAACACUGGUACUAUUGACUUCCAAGAAUUCGCAGGUUUAUGGAAAUAUAUUGAAGAUUGGAAACGAUGCUUCCAAACAUUUGAUGUAGAUGGUUCUGGUUCCAUUGAUCGAAAUGAAAUGAAGAAUGCUUUACGGACGUUUGGUUACAAUCUAUCGGAUAGAUUCAUUAGUGUCUUGAUUCAAAAGUUUGAUAAAUAUGGUCAUGGUGGACAAACAGGCAAAGGCGAUGUGACUUUUGAUAAUUUUGUGCAAGCAUGUGUGAAUGUCAAGACUUUGACCGAUUCUUUCCGGGCCUUUGAUACGGAUAAUGAUGGAUGGAUUCAAAUCAACUAUGAACAGUUUUUGGAACUUGUGAUUCGUCAAAAGGCCUAGACAGUGUAGAAUUAGUAUAUCUCAAUUCAUUCCUUUAUUACAUUAUAUUCGUUUUUUUUUUUUUAUCUUUUUUAUAAUCUGUAUAAAUAUUUCCCAUCCCUCUUCAUUUCACUCUUCUUUUUUUUUUCCCUCGUAUUCCUGUACAUCUUUCCUCAAUGCUCUCUUCCUUUUCUUUUAUAUCAAUAAAGAAAAAAAAAACAAAAUAAAAUAAAGCAUCACAAAAAUCUCAUUAUGCA